GCAUGCGUAUAAAAGCGACGUGUGCGCACCCUUCAGUGUUCACAGCAGGUCAGACCCCGACGUACCUACACAAAAUGAAGGUGUUGAUUUUGGCUGCUAUCCUGGCGGUGUGCAGAGGAGCGGCCGGCAUCGUGCCCGUGGCCGCCCCUCUAGCGUACGCCCGGCCCUAUGGACUCGGUCUACAUGCGCCCUUAGCGGCACCCCUGGUAGCACGGCCGGCUUUUGCCUCGCCGUAUGCUGUGGCCCCAGCUAUCGCCAAAGUAGCCGCUCCGGUAGAGGAUUACGAUCCAAACCCUCAGUAUUCUUACGCGUAUGACAUUCAGGAUGCAUUAACAGGUGAUUCAAAGAGCCAGCAAGAAUCUCGUUCCGGCGACGUCGUUCAAGGCUCGUACUCGCUGGUGGAGCCUGACGGUACCCGUCGCGUGGUGGAAUACACCGCCGACCCUCAGAACGGCUUCAACGCUGUAGUUCACAAGGAGCCCCUCGGAGGGGUGGUCAAAGCGGUGGCGCCUGUGGCCGCAGCCCCUGCCUACAUUCACUAG
Molecule: messenger RNA, 542 nt
Organism: Amyelois transitella
Lineage: Eukaryota; Metazoa; Arthropoda; Insecta; Lepidoptera; Pyralidae
Gene: CPR73
Product: larval cuticle protein A2B-like
Exons: 3
Coding region: 3-542 (179 amino acids)
Cellular component (GO): extracellular matrix
Source: RefSeq, a predicted model, not a curated record